Messenger RNA from Anthonomus grandis grandis, 599 nucleotides. It is a transcript of the gene ATPsynCF6, whose product is annotated as ATP synthase-coupling factor 6, mitochondrial. The transcript is spliced from 3 exons. Bases 142 to 480 code for a protein of 112 amino acids. The record is from RefSeq and is a predicted model, not a curated record. Gene Ontology annotation, molecular function: proton transmembrane transporter activity. NCBI's taxonomy places the organism in Eukaryota, Metazoa, Arthropoda, Insecta, Coleoptera, Curculionidae. Gene Ontology annotation, biological process: proton motive force-driven ATP synthesis.
AUGACAGUCUUACAUAACCUUAAAAUGACGAUGACAUGUGUCAAUGUCACCCUAGCGCCUUCACCAUUUCAUUUUGUUGGUGUCAGAAUUUUUUGCAGUGCGAAGGGUUCUCGAUUUCGUACAAUUCCCAAUUGAUUUAAGAUGCUCUCCUACCAGAUCCUAAACAACCUGAGGAGCUCUGCGAGGUCUGCAGUUCACAGCCGUAACAUUGGAGUUUUGGCCCCUUGUUUGCAAAAGGCCACUGAUCCCAUUCAGCAACUGUUCGUCGACAAAAUCAGGGAAUACAAGCAGAAAAGUAACAAUGGGAAAAAUUUAGUAGAACCAACUCCGCAACUCGAGAAGGAGCUUAAACAAGAAUUAGAAAAAGUCACCAAACAAUACGGUGGAGCCCCAGGGGUUGACAUGACGAAAUUCCCUGACCUGAAGUUCCAAGACCCCGUCCUGGACCCCAUCAAUAUGGACGUUGCCGAGUCUAAGUAGAUUAUUAAACUAAAAAUGUUGUAUUUAAUUUACAUUAUUGUUUAAAUUUUUUUUUAGUUAUUAAAGCCUGUAAUGCAGAGAGGUUUUCUUAAAAUAAACUACCCUGUAAAAAAUUAAAA